This is a messenger RNA of Penicillium antarcticum, 1623 nucleotides long. Its product is annotated as sugar porter family MFS transporter. Gene Ontology annotation, biological process: carbohydrate transport; transmembrane transport. Lineage: Eukaryota; Fungi; Ascomycota; Eurotiomycetes; Eurotiales; Aspergillaceae. The transcript is spliced from 2 exons. The record is from RefSeq and is a predicted model, not a curated record. The coding region runs from base 1 to 1623 and encodes 540 amino acids. Gene Ontology annotation, cellular component: membrane. Gene Ontology annotation, molecular function: carbohydrate:proton symporter activity.
AUGGGCUAUAAGAUUACAAAUAUUUAUGUCAUCACCACGGUGGCCGUCAUUGGCGGUGCGUUGUUUGGUUUUGAUAUUGCUUCCAUGUCAGCCAUCCUUGGUACCCAGCAAUACAAAUGCUUUUUCAAUCAGACUGGUACAAAGGAGGGCAACUGCGGCGGCCCGACAUCUGCAAACCAGGGUGGAAUCUCAGCUGCAAUGCCUGGUGGGUCCUGGGUUGGAGCUCUUCUUUCAGGAUUCAUUACCGACUGGCUGGGUCGCCGUGGCGCAAUUCAGUCUGGCUCGGUAAUCUGGUGCAUUGGCAGUGCCAUCGUCUGUUCCUCCUUUAGCAUAGCUCAGCUCGUCGUCGGUCGUUUCAUCAACGGCCUCUCUGUCGGUAUUCUCAGUGCUCAGGUACCGGUUUACGUCGCUGAGCUGGCUCAGCCUAGUAAGCGUGGUAAGGUGGUAGGCGCGCAGCAGUGGGCGAUCACCUGGGGCAUCUUGAUCAUGUUUUACGUAUCCUAUGGCUGCAGCUUCAUUGAGGGUCCUGCCGCUUGGCGAACCCCAUGGGGCCUGCAGAUAAUUCCCGCGGCUCUCCUAUUUUUCAUGGUAUUUCUCUUGCCAGAAAGCCCCCGUUGGUUAGCGAAGAAGGAUCGUUGGGAGGAGGCCCACGAAGUUCUUGCUGGGGUCCACGCUAAAGGAGACCGCAAUGCCUCGUUUGUCCAUACCGAGCUACAGGAAAUUCGUGAAAUGGUCGAAUUUGAGCGUCAAAACAAGGAUGCAUCAUACCUGGAUCUUUUCAAGGGAAACAUGAUCUAUCGGACCCACCUCGGUAUGUUCACGCAGAUUUGGUCACAGUUGACCGGCAUGAACGUGAUGAUGCUCUACAUUACCUACGUAUUCGGCAUGGCUGGCCUCACGGGAAAUAACAAUCUCGUCGCGUCCUCGAUCCAGUACGUGAUCAAUGUCGUAAUGACCAUUCUGGCGUUGGUUUUCAUUGACCGUUGGGGCCGCCGCACGCCACUCCUGGUCGGCUCUACCCUUAUGAUGAUCUGGAUGUUUGCCAACGCUGGAAUUAUGGCAUCUUAUGGUAAGCCGGCUCCACCUGGCGGCCUCCACAACGUCGCAGAGCAGUCAUGGGACCUCAGUGGUUCACCCAAAGCUGCAAAGGCAGUCAUUGCCUGUACCUACCUUUUUGUCGCCAGCUAUGCGCCAACUUGGGGUCCUGUCAGCUGGAUUUACCCCCCUGAACUAUACCCUCUGCGCCUCCGUGGCAAGGCUGUGGCAUUGGCGACAUCUUCAAACUGGAUCUUCAACUUUGCUCUUUCCUAUUUUGUUCCCCCUGCCUUCGAGAACAUCCAAUGGAAGGUGUAUCUAGUCUUUGGUGUCUUUUGCUUUGCUAUGACGGUCCACGUCUUCUUUGCAUUCCCGGAAACCGCCGGAAAGACACUUGAAGAUGUCGAAACCAUGUUCACAACACCUGGCCUCAAGCCCUGGAAGACCACCGUGCAAUUCCACCAUGUUAGGCGACUGGAACAAGGAGCUACUCAUUCAGAGAAACUCGCUGAUCUCCAAGCCGAAGAAGGCAAUGCUCAGGUGCCUAAGUCGGUAGCAAAAGAGACUUCAUUCUCCCAGGCUGAAUAG